This is a messenger RNA of Brassica oleracea var. oleracea, 1778 nucleotides long. Its product is annotated as importin subunit alpha-6. The record is from RefSeq and is a predicted model, not a curated record. Gene Ontology annotation, molecular function: protein binding; nuclear import signal receptor activity. The transcript has 10 exons. Gene Ontology annotation, cellular component: nucleus; cytoplasm. Gene Ontology annotation, biological process: NLS-bearing protein import into nucleus. The coding region runs from base 61 to 1644 and encodes 527 amino acids. NCBI's taxonomy places the organism in Eukaryota, Viridiplantae, Streptophyta, Magnoliopsida, Brassicales, Brassicaceae.
CUUACUUCUCUUUCGCUCUAAAUUUUGAGAAUCAAAAUCUCCAUUGAUCAGCGAGCAAGCAUGUCUCUUAAACCUAGCGCCAGGACGGAGGUUCGAAGGAAUAUGUACAAGGUAUCUGUGGAUGCCGAUGAAGGUCGAAGGAGGAGGGAGGGUGACAUGGUGGAGAUCCGGAAGAACAAGAGAGAGGAGAACUUGCAGAAGAAGCGACGUGAAGGCCUGACUGCUCGCUUUGCGCAGAAGGGGCACGAUUUAUACUCCUACGAGAGAUUGGAAAAUAUAACACAGUUGGUUGCUGGAGUUAAUUCAGAUGAUAGAAGUUUGCAACUGGAGGCAACUAUUGGCAUCCGAAAAUUACUCUCAGUUGACCAUAGUCCACCCAUCGAUGAAGUUAUUCAAUCUGGUGUUGUUCCUCGCCUUGUCCAUUUUCUUUCCAGUGUCGUCGACUUCUCCGAACUUCAGUUUGAGGCAGCUUGGGCGCUCACUAAUAUUGCUUCAGGGACAUCUGACAACACUGAGGUCAUUAUUGAUAGUGGCGCUAUCCCCUUAUUUAUCGAACUUUUCGCUUCUCCCUGCUUCGAAGUCCGUGAACAGGCUGUCUGGGCAGUGGGCAACGUCGCUGGUGACUCGCCAAAAUUCCGUGAUUUUGUCCUAAGAUGCGAUGCCAUGAGGCCUCUUUUGGCUCAGUUCAACGAGCACACAAAGCCCUCCAUGCUGAGAAACGCUGCAUGGACCUUAUCAAACUUCUGUAGAGGGAAGCCUGCGCCUGCACUUGAGCAGACAAAACCAGCUUUACCAGUUCUUGAGCGCCUUUUGCAUUCAAACGAUGACGAAGUUCUCACAGAUGCAUGCUGGGCUCUCUCUUAUCUCUCAGACGGUAACGACGAGAAAAUACAAACUGUUAUCAAUGCUGGUGUCAUCCCUAGCCUCGUCCCACUCCUAGCUCAUCAUUUGCCAUCAGUUCUGAUUCCAGCCCUCCGUACAAUUGGUAAUAUUGUAACCGGAGAUGAUAUGCUGACUCAGGAGGUUCUUAACCAUCAAGCGCUUCCUCGUCUCUUGCCCAUUUUGACAAGUACAUACAAGAGGAGUAUCAAGAAGGAAGCUUGCUGGGUUAUCUCUAACAUUACAGCUGGAAACACUAGUCAGAUACAACAAGUGAUUGAAGCCGGCAUUAUUCAGCCUCUUAUUUACAUGCUUCAUACCGCGGAAUUCGAAAUUAAAAAAGAAGCUGUUUGGGCAGUCAGUAAUUUAACUUCUGGUGGCAAUCAUGACCAAAUCAAGUUUCUUGUGGACCAAGGAUGCAUCAAACCGCUCUGUGAUCUCCUCACAUGUCCCGAUCCGUUGGCCGUCACAGUGAUCUUAGAAGCUCUGGAGAACAUUCUUAAAGUAGGUGAAGCCGAGAUGAAUCAAGGCAACACCGGAGGCUUUAACAUUUACGUGCAGAUGGUUGACGACGCUGAAGGUUUGGAGAAGAUUGAGAAUCUUCAGAGUCACGACAAUAAUGACAUUUACGAGAAAGCUGUUAAAAUACUCUCUUCAUAUUGGACUGAAGAAGACGACAAUGAACAUGACGCUCUUGAUGACAACGGUUUCACAUUUGGAAACCAAAGUGGCAAUGCUUCUACAGGUGGAUUCAACUUUGGUUGAAGGUCUAAUCAUAUAUUGCCUUGUAGGUCAAGCAACCUGUUUUUUUUUUUAUGUUUAAGCUUGGCAGAAAAUUUUGAUAGAAGGUUGUCUUUGCAGAUUUUAAUAGUUCAACAUUGAUUUUGCUUAAGUUUAGU